AUGGACCUGCCUUGUCAUUUAAAUUCAGGAUCACUAUAUUACGCUCACGCUAACCAGGGAGAAUUAUAUCUGUACACACGCACAUCUAUUCUUCCAUUUUACCUCGGGCUUCAGAUCGUAGUUUAUCUAUCUUUAUCUAUCUAUCUAUCUAUCUAUCUAUCUAUCUCGCAUGUACUGCUGGCUCUGGCUACGCCGUUUUUCUAUCUACCUAUCUAUCUAUCUAUCUAUGCUCAUUAUCUAUCGGUCUAUCUAUCUAUCUAUGUUCAUAUCUAUCUAUCUAUCUAUCUAUCUAUCUAUCUAUCUAUGUUCAUGAUCUAUCUCUGUUCAUUACCUAUCUAUCUAUUUAUCUAUCUAUUUACCUAUCUAUAUAUCUACCGUAUAUACUCGCGCUAUCUAUAUCUGUUCCUUACUUAUCUAUCUAUCUAUCUAGCGUGCGAACUGUUUGUCCUAGCUACAUCGUUGAAAAAUCUAUCUAUCUAUCUAUCUAUCUAUCUAUCUAUGCUCAUUAUCUAUCGACCUAUCUAUCUAUCUAUCUAUGUUCAUAAUCUAUCUAUCUAUCUAUCUAUCUAUCUAUCUAUCUAUCUAUCUAUCUAUGUUCAUGAUCUACCUAUCUAUGUUCAUUACCUAUCUAUCUAUUUAUCUAUCUAUCUACCUAUCUAUAUAUCUACUGUAUAUACUCGCGCUAUCUAUCUCUGUUCCUUACUUAUCUAUCUAUCUAUCUAUCUAGCUAUCUAUCUAUCUAUCUAUCUAUCUAUCUAUCUAUCUAUCUAG
Molecule: messenger RNA, 771 nt
Organism: Acanthosepion pharaonis
Lineage: Eukaryota; Metazoa; Mollusca; Cephalopoda; Sepiida; Sepiidae
Source: the annotation of a GenBank genome assembly